This is a messenger RNA of Bathycoccus prasinos, 1254 nucleotides long. RefSeq names its product Predicted regulator of the ubiquitin pathway (contains UAS and UBX domains) (ISS). Gene Ontology annotation, molecular function: ubiquitin binding. The coding region runs from base 1 to 1254 and encodes 417 amino acids. NCBI's taxonomy places the organism in Eukaryota, Viridiplantae, Chlorophyta, Mamiellophyceae, Mamiellales, Bathycoccaceae. The record is from RefSeq and is a predicted model, not a curated record. The transcript has 2 exons.
AUGACACCAUCAUCAUCCUUGGCGGAAAAAGUGGCCACGUUUGCCUCGGUGACCGGAGUGGAAGAUCAGAGCACGUCCCGACGGAUCUUAAAGAGAUACAAAUGGGACAUCGACAGAUCCGUGGACGCGUUUUUCAGCGGCACGUACGAGAAAGAAAUCGAAGGCGUUUCCGAUGCGGAGAUUGAUGAGAAAACUGGGGAGUUGAUUCAACGACCAACCCGCGAACAAGAACAAGAAGACAAAGAACAAGAAGACAAAGAAGAAGAAGAAAGAAUGACCAUAGAAGACGAUAGCGCGAGUGAAUAUAACACGGGAGAGGACGACCCAGAUUUUGUGGAAAUCGAUAGCGAUGAAGAGAUGGAGCGAUUGAUUAUGAACCCGCGAGACGAACGGGAGAGGGAGCGAGCGGAGAGACAGAUUGUCGAUUUGACCGGGAGCACGCCGCGGCCCGCAAAUUUACCAGUUGGAAGUGGAGAUCACAGACAUUCGGCGAGGCGGGCGCUUGAACAGGCGCGGGCUACGGCGGUAGGAGACGGAGGACGAGCGAAUGGGGAUUUGUCUCACAUGAUGCGCGGAGAAGCGGCGAACCGCGGCGAAGGAGACCAGGACGAGUUUAUUUUACCGGAUGGCAUCGAUUUGGAAGAGGCGAAACAGUUAGAAGCAGCCAUGUUUGGCGUCGCGUACGAAGCACCAGAGGCGAGGCGGCCGAUUGAUCCGUCGCAAUCGCUACCGUUUGUCGAUAUGAACGCGUCGGAGGACGUGUUGCGCAAUAGAUUCGAAAAAUACGAGCAAGAUGCGGCGUUUCAAGAGUCUUUGAGAUUAGAUCGAGAAAAGGAAACGAAGAGAGUUUUGGAAGAGCACAAAAAAAUAUUGGAGAAAGAAGAAGCAGAAGCGAAAGAAAAGAAGAGACGCGUCGAAGCGGAAAGGCACAUCGAAGAGGCGAAAUCGACUUUAGAAGAGGAGCCGGUCGCGGGAACGCCGGACGUGGUGACUAUUCGAUUGACGUUCCCAAACGGCGCAAAAUUGCAGAGGCGUUUUUUGAAAGCGCACGCGUUGAAAAAUAUGUUCGCGUUUAUCGAUUCGAACUCCACCGCGGAACCGGAAGGUGGACCACACAAGGUUUUACCGAAAACGUAUCGAUUAGUAGCACACCAUCCAAGAAGAGAGAUAGAGUAUAGCAGCGAAGGUACAAUCGGGAGCAUGACGAGUAGUAGCAUGGAGGCGUUUUUCGUCGAGCUUUUACCCGAUGUAUAG